AUGGAAAUUCUGGAAGAUUUGGUGCAUUUUUUUAAAUCUUUAAAUAUUAAUGUUACCUUGACUCCUCAUGAAAUCAAGUAUAAUAAAGAGAAAGCAGAAUACGAUGAGGAAAUGGAAUAUAAUAAAGAAAUAAUAGAAGACACUCAAUUUGAGAUUCGAAUAUUAAGUAAGAUUGUAAUUAGAAAACCAUCAAAAGAUGUGUAUGAUGAAUAUACUCUAUUUAAAUGUGCAUUAAAAAAGUGCAAUAAUAUAGAUGAAAACCUUGAUAUCCAAUUUGCCAAGUAUAUAUUUGAUUAUCAUUCUAUGAGGGAGGCAUAUGAAAAUGAUAUUCGAAUGACAAAAGAGUGUGAUCAAUCUCAUUUUGUGUUUUUUCUUUUAACUUCGCUCAAAAUGUUGAGAUGUCUCAUGACCCUUAACAACCAGGAAGAUGCAAAAGCAUUAAAAGAAGCCAAUAAAAUUACAUCUAUGGUGUAUUCAUUUCUCACUUCUGUUUUAGAUAAAGCAGAUGAAAUCAGGUGGAUAACUGUGAUGAGCAGAAUAAAAAAUUGUGUUUACUAUGGUACUUCCUAUGGGCUUAUCAUAUUCAAAUAUUUCAAAAGAUCAAAUAUCACUUUCAGAUCAAAGGGUAUACUCGAAAUUCCAUUGACUGAGAAUUUGGUAAUACUAAAAAAGAAUGAAUUCAAAUUAUUAAAACUGAAUAUCAAUGCUGAAAGUCUAAAUCCUCAAGAACUCUUACCAAAGGGUCUUUUUGAAGAAAAACAAGUUGACAUUUGGAACAACAUUCGCUAUAUUGCCUAUUGCUUUCUGUGA
Molecule: messenger RNA, 810 nt
Organism: Cetraspora pellucida
Lineage: Eukaryota; Fungi; Glomeromycota; Glomeromycetes; Diversisporales; Gigasporaceae
Source: the annotation of a GenBank genome assembly